This is a messenger RNA of Phyllotreta striolata, 586 nucleotides long. Lineage: Eukaryota; Metazoa; Arthropoda; Insecta; Coleoptera; Chrysomelidae. The record is from the annotation of a GenBank genome assembly.
GAGGUUAGUAGUUUAUUUGUAAAUUUUUUUAUCUCUAAUAAUUUUAUCAAUUUUUAAUUUAAUUAAUUAUCUGUUCAGUCAUGAAAUACCUAUUAUAAAAAUAAUAUAUAUUAAUGUCAUUAUAAAAUAUACGAAUCCUGCAAAUGGCUUUCAUACGAAACAUAUUUUCUAAAUCUCUAAAGCACAACUCUUUGGUAGGCUGGGUCAGAUUCCAGCACAAUGCAGGCGAACUGGGCUCAACAACUCACAAGGUUAAUAACCUAGAAAGAAGAUUUCUUGUAUGGACUGGCAACUACAAAACCGUCAAGGAAGUCCCCACGUACGUUUCCCAAAGUACGAUGGAAAAGUGCAGGAACCGUGUUAGAAUCAAAAUAGCUAAUUACAUGAUGCUGGCUACAGUAAUAGGCUGUUUCGCGAUGGUGUACGUAGGUAAAAAAGAAGCGAAAGAAGGAGUAUCGUUGGUCAAACUCAAUCAGCAAUGGCACGACGAUUACAAAGCCCAGAAAGAGAAGGAAGGUCAAGUUUCAAAAUAAGCAGAUAUUGUAUAUAGUAAUGUAGCAAAUGAAAUAUAUUUUUCUUUACAGCU